This is a messenger RNA of Erigeron canadensis, 696 nucleotides long. RefSeq lists its product as uncharacterized. Lineage: Eukaryota; Viridiplantae; Streptophyta; Magnoliopsida; Asterales; Asteraceae. The coding region runs from base 1 to 696 and encodes 231 amino acids. The transcript has 2 exons. The record is from RefSeq and is a predicted model, not a curated record.
AUGGAUGAGGUGAAGGCAACAUAUCUCAAUGCUGAGUGUUCUGCUAUCUUGCAGAACCAAAUUCCACCAAAGCUUGAAGAUCCAGGGAGUUUCCUUAUCACUUAUUCUAUUCGCACCCUGACUUGUAAGGCACUUGCUGAUUUAGGUGCCAGUAUUAAUUUGAUGCCUUACUCGGUUUGGAGUAAGUUGGCUUCAGGUGUUUUGAGACCCACCCGUAUGAGUAUUAGACUAGCUGACCAUUCUUUUCAAUAUCCCAUCGGGAUUGCUGAAAAUAUGACUGUCCGGGUAGGCCAUAUUGUGUUUUUUGUUGACUUCGUUAUCCUCAAAAUGGAGGAAGAUACGAAGCAUGCUUAUUCUAAUGACGAGUCUUGUUUCAGGAUAGAUGUUAUUGAUGAUGCUUUAGACCAAGAAUUUCAGGAACUCAUGGAUACUGACAUGGAAAAUGAGGAGAUCACUUGCUUAGGAGCUAGAAAUGUUGAUGAUGAGGAAUUGUUUGCAGAGGUUAUGGCACUUAGCUUAGACGAUACACCUCCAUUGGAUGAGCGUUUUGAGGAGGUUGUUGCUGAUGGAAGCUCAAGGGUACCGAAUUCUGUUGAUGUACCACCCACUGAUCUGGAGCUUAAGCCAUUGCCUACCCAUUUGGAGUAUGCUUAUCUGUCAGGUGAAUCUUCUUUGCUCGUUAUCAUCUCGUCCUAA